CGGGCGGUUAGGGGUUGGGGUGUGGGUUCCGAGCAGGAGGCGGGGAUGGGGGGGCUGCGGCUUCUGGCAGUGGCCCUCACCUGCUGCUGGUGGCCACCAGGCAGCCAGGGUAAGACGCUGCGGGGCAGCUUCAGUAGCGCCACGGCCCGAGACGCUCAGGGCCAAAGCAUCGGCCACUUCGAGUUCCACGGUGACCAUGCUCUUUUGUGUGUCAGAAUCAACAACAUAGCAGUAGCUGUUGGAAAGGAAGCUAAACUCUACCUGUUCCAAGCCCAGGAAUGGCGAAAGCUGCAGGAAGGUGGUCCUGAGUAUAGCUGCAGUGAAAAAUUAUCCAAAGCUCAGUUGACAAUGGCCAUGAAUCAGACGGAACAUAACUUAACAGUGUCCCAGACUCCUCACCCUCAGAAGUGGCACGUGUUCUACGCAGACAAGUACACGUGCAGAGAGGGCGGGGAGGAGUCUCAGGGGGAAGACAUCCCAUUUGAAAUGAUGUUACUGAAUCCGGAUGCUGAAGGGAACCCAUUUGAUCAUUUCAGUGCUGGAGAAUCUGGGUUACAUGAGUUCUUUUUCCUCCUGGUCCUAGUCUACUUUGUGAUCGCUUGCAUUUAUGCGCAGUCGUUGUGGCAGGCUAUUAAGAAAGGCGGACCCAUGCACAUGGUUUUAAAGGUUCUGACAACUGCAUUGCUGUUACAAGCUGGUUCGGCUUUCGCUAAUUACAUUCAUUUCUCCAGUUACUCCAAAGAUGGAAUAGGGGUACCUUUUAUGGGAAGUUUGGCAGAAUUUUUUGACAUCGCUUCCCAAAUUCAAAUGCUAUACCUACUUCUGAGUCUGUGCAUGGGUUGGACAAUAGUCAGAAUGAAGAAGUCUCAGAGCAGACCUCUCCAGUGGGACUCUACUCCUGCAUCCACUGGUAUUGCUGUAUUCAUGGUCAUAACACAGAGUAUUUUGCUACUUUGGGAACAGUUUGAAGAAACCAGUUCUCACAACCACCAUUCGCACCACAGCUUAGCAGGAAUCCUUCUUAUCGUUUUAAGAAUUUGCCUAGCGUUGUCCUUAGGCUGCGGGCUCUACCAGAUCAUCACAGUGGAGAGGAGUACACUCAAAAGGGAGUUCUACAUCACCUUUGCCAAAGGCUGCAUCUUGUGGUUUUUGUGCCAUCCAGGUCUUGCAUGCAUUUCUAUCAUUUUUGAUGACUACCAAAGAGAUAAGGUCAUUACAAUAGGUGUUAUCCUUUGCCAGUCUGUUGCCAUGGUCAUUCUCUACAGACUCUUUCUAUCCCACAGCCUGUACUGGGAAGUUUCUUCACUUUCCUCAGUAACACUACCACUGACCAUAUCAUCUGGACACAAAACUCGGUCUCACUUCUGAUACUUGCUUUUCUCUAAAGGAAAGUGAAUUGAUUCACCAGAGUGCAAUAAGGAUCCAAAUACAGUGACUUUUUUUUUCAUACUUGUGGUAUGAAAAACUGAACAGAGAAAGCAGAGCAUGUUAUAUAUAUAACUGCAUUUAAGCAGUACCAAACUGAAAACUGAAAAAAAGGUAAUAAAUGUUUUGAAAUAUACUUAAUAAACUUUCAAGAAAGAGCGUUGUUAUAAGGUGAUUUAUGCAAUUUCUAUAUGGAAAUAAAGAUGAAAAGAAUUAUAUGAUAUUUUUAUAAGAGACUCAUCACUUACAAUGCCUCAUCCUACAUCAGUAGUUAACUCAGGUUUGAUAGUCCAAAAAAAGUGAUCAGUUAAAUGAUUACUUACUUAUAUGAAUCUAAAAUAAGUCCAGUUAUGAAAUCAGUGUAAUACACUGGUUAAAAACUGCUUCUUUUUAUGCUUUAAGGAAACUGCAUUUCAUAUUGGAGUUUAAAGAUAUUGAAAAUUAAGUUACUUCAGAAAACUAAUAUAAAAUAUAUUUGUAGUUAAGUGAAUAAGCUUUUGUUUAUUUUUGGAUGGGGUUAUUCUGCAUUUUCUUCUAUUAUUUUGGCUCUAGUUAGGAUUUAGCUUGAUUAGCAAAGGGUUUUUGACAGAUAAUUUAUGAAAAACUUAGAUAAAUUGCAGCGGUUGUACAAAGGAUUUUAAAAUCUGAGCACUUAGGUGAAGGGACAAGCAGGUUAACAUGUUUAAAAAGAAAGAAGGAAAAAGUACUCUAUGAUAUGGUUACUAAAAUUUUAAUCCUGAUAUAAUUCAUUUCUCUUACAUUGAAUCCCCAAUCAUAAUUAAGCUGUAUACACAGAUUAAAUUAACAGAAGCAUUUCACAUAAAUGUUGGUUUCAGUCAUCAACUACCCAUGAAUUCCUGCCCAAGGAUACUUAAUCAGGAUUAAAUUUUCUAUGAAUAAUUGAAAAACAAAAUACUCACUGGAUUUGUUAUAAUCCGUGUUGGCACUGGAUUCUAAGUGGUUGCCAUCUUGAAUCCUUUGUAAUAAAGCCAUAUUUUUUGCGAAUGAUGCCCUGGUAUUGAGUAUACAAAUACUCUAUCAAGUGCCUGUUUAAAAAAUUGCUAAAUGGUUGUUGGUACUUGCAAUAUAAAAUGACUAUUCCCAUUAAGAGUCACUGAUCAGAAAUUAUUCUGUCUUGCAAGUCCUUCAGGCCUUUUCAUUUUUACCUCUGGCUUAUUUUAAAGAUUUUUUUUAAAAAAUCUACUUUCAAAGGUGUUACGUUUUUGAGCAAGAAAUAGUGCACUGAUCUGGUAAUUAACCGUUUUAAUUAAAUAGUUAAAGUAACAUAGCAGAACUUAAAAAAUAUCUAUGAUUUUGUCUUUGUUUUUCCUUUGCAUCUAGUCUCAUUGAAAGUGAAUAGUAUUCUGCUUCAUUUUAAAGGCAAAGUACAUGUGUUCGUGACUAGCAAAAUGGCAGAGUGACAAAGUUCAACCUGCUCAUUAAAUCAUCAACAGCUCUUUGUAAAUUAUUUAAUAAAUGAGAGCUACAGGUUGAGACUAGAAAGUCUACAGUAUAUUUUAGAUUUAUGUGAUCUUCUGAGUGGUCAUGACCUUUUCUUUUACCACAUCUCACUAAUAACCCCAGUUAUUGUCUGUUGUAUUCAACUGAAGUGCAGUUAAUUGAGCUGGAAAAAAAGACUGAAGCCUUUUCAAAAGUUUUGUUAACUUGCAACAAUGGGAAGAGAAUAAUCUUUGUGUUACCUACACAAAGAACAUGGAAACUGUAAUCAACAUGUAUGAAAUACAUUACUGUGCUUGCAUUUAUGAGGCUUGAGCAAUUUUUUUUACUUUUAUUUUUUAAUUUAUGGUUGAAUUUACUGAUAAUUUAUUUUAUUAUUCAAGAGCCAUUGUUAAAUGAAGGAAGACAGUUUGUUAAUAAAUGUAUAAAACAGCUGUGAAUAAAGUUUAGUAAUCUGAGUUCAGAAUUCAUAGUUCAUAAGUCAUGACAUGGUAUCCCCUGUUUUUUCUCUUCCUGAAUGUUUACAUGGAGAUUUGUUACCACAGAUUACAGAAAGAUAAGUGUAUACUGCAAACUCUAAUUAAAAAUCAGAAUUUUGCCACUUUU
Messenger RNA from Dama dama (fallow deer), 3489 nucleotides. It is a transcript of the gene GPR180, whose product is annotated as G protein-coupled receptor 180. The transcript is spliced from 9 exons. The coding region runs from base 46 to 1368 and encodes 440 amino acids. Gene Ontology annotation, biological process: G protein-coupled receptor signaling pathway; response to pheromone. The record is from RefSeq and is a predicted model, not a curated record. Lineage: Eukaryota; Metazoa; Chordata; Mammalia; Artiodactyla; Cervidae.